AUGGGUGUCUCACCUUCUUCACAACGAUUCCCAAUUUUGUUGCCUUUUUUUAACGAUGAAGACGAACCGCCAAGGAUUCUCGUCCUCGGAUGCCUUGGAAGCGGGAAGACGACGUUGUGUCGGCAGUUGAACCGUCAAACUCGAUCCCAGUCUCCGAUAGUUGAAUACUAUUCACACAAUCUUCAACAUCAUGUACUUACUGUGUGGAGAGCGUUGAAGAUCGUUUGCGAUGAGCUUCAGGUGGAUUAUAACAAUUGGGAGAACGAUUUCUCCGUACUGUACGAGUUCAAACAUCGUGAAAAACUUAGCGAUAAGGUGAUCGCCAGCUUAUUGUCGAUCUCACGAUCACAUCUCAUGGAAACGUGUCAACGAAAGAAACGUGUACUUCUUCAAAUGCCAUAUAACUACAAGUAUUUCGUUCAUCAUACGAACCGAAUGAUUGCCGAUGGCUACGUGCCAACCGAGAUCGAUAUCAUGUACUCGUACACACCAACAAUCGGCCUAGACGGUCAUAGUAUUCGACUAGGAAAAAAUAAGUAUGACGUACUGGAACUGCCUGGUCACCGAAUUUUUAGACGAAGAUGGAGCGAUUACUUCCGUAACACCUCCGUUGUCGUUUUUCUCAUUGAUCUUUGCGAACUUUGCGAUUCUAAUUUUUAUACGGGUUAUUUGAAGAACAAAACGAUUUCGAUUUUCGAACAAUUAGUUCAGAAUGAGCUUCUCAAUCAUGCUGGUUUCAUACUUUUAUUCAAUAAAAAGGAUCUUUUUGACGAUAUGUCACGUGGAUUCGACUUUAAGCAGCUAUCCUCUAACAUUCGGUCUCCUCAAGAUGCUCUCAGCUACUACCGGACGUCAUUUUCGACCGCUUCUCCACCGAAACGUUCUUUUCACCACGUGGUUUCACUUCUAAACUCUGCGAAUCUAGGCGAUCUAUUGGUUGAUUCACUGCAAAGGAUCUUCAAAUUCAACGCACAAUCCACAACUCCAUCCUAG
This is a messenger RNA of Necator americanus (New World hookworm), 993 nucleotides long. RefSeq lists its product as uncharacterized. The record is from RefSeq and is a predicted model, not a curated record. The transcript is spliced from 8 exons. Gene Ontology annotation, molecular function: guanyl nucleotide binding; GTPase activity; G-protein beta/gamma-subunit complex binding. Bases 1 to 993 code for a protein of 330 amino acids. Lineage: Eukaryota; Metazoa; Nematoda; Chromadorea; Rhabditida; Ancylostomatidae. Gene Ontology annotation, biological process: adenylate cyclase-modulating G protein-coupled receptor signaling pathway. Gene Ontology annotation, cellular component: heterotrimeric G-protein complex.